GAUGACUAGGCCCGAGAGCUAGUUGAGUGAAGUCCAGAGGAAACGCGAGCCACCGGAGACGACAGCGGAGGAGACAAACCGCCACAUAUCGCGAUAGACUCCCCGAUUGUGUGUGGGUGGAGCCUGAGGACGACAUCACCACCCCUUACUUGCCGGGUCGUGACUUAAUCCAGGAGUGCAGCUCCGAAGCAGACUGAACCCCCGCCCACCAGUGUCAUCAGCCACAUGGAUUACCAAGGGAUUACUGCAAGGAGGGAGACGGACUAAUAAGGGGAGGGGGCAAAGGGCUGCAAGACAUUGCAUGCUCCCCUCACUCUGGAGAUUUGGAGGAGGGGAGGCUUUCACUGUUAGCGACCCCCGAAUUAUUAGGCGCUGAUUUGCUCGACCAUGUGGGGAGAUAUUUAAUAGCCUUUGUAUACUGUCCCCUCUAGAUUGCUUCCUGUAUAUAUUUCUCCCAUUGCCUACUAGUGCUGUGUGGGGAUAUGCUGUACCCCCUAGUUCCAUCCUCCCAUCUUCACGAUGCCUGCAGGAACUGUCAAGUCAUUCAAACCCAGCAAGUACAUCCCUGUGGCAGCAGCAACCGUCUUUCUAGUGGGAUCUACCACACUUUUCUUCACUUUCACAUGCCCAUGGCUCAACACGGAGGUGUCCCCUGCUCUUCCUGCUUAUAAUGCUAUCAUGUUCCUAUUUGUUUUGGCCAAUUUUAGCAUGGCCACUUUUAUGGAUCCCGGAAUAUUUCCAAGAGCGGAAGAGGAUGAGGAUAAGGAGGAUGAUUUCCGAGCCCCCUUGUAUAAGACAGUGGAAGUAAGAGGAGUACAGGUUCGCAUGAAGUGGUGCUCAACGUGCCGAUUUUACAGGCCACCACGCUGUUCCCACUGCAGUGUCUGCGACAACUGUGUUGAGGAGUUUGAUCACCAUUGCCCAUGGGUAAACAACUGCAUUGGACGUCGGAACUACCGUUACUUCUUCCUGUUCCUGGUGUCUUUGACAUUGCACAUAAUGAGCGUCUUUAUCUGUGGCCUUUUCUAUACAUUAGGACAUCCCGACCAGCUCAGAGACAUCCCUGCAGCUGUUACUAUUUCAGUCAUGUGUGUCGCUGGCCUAUUUUUCUUUCCCGUGGCUGGUCUCACAGGAUUCCAUAUUGUCCUGGUUUCCCGAGGUCGUACUACAAAUGAGCAGGUCACUGGAAAGUUCAGAGGAGGAGUUAAUCCUUUUAGUAAUGGAUGUUGUCAAAAUGUGAGCCACGUCCUAUGUAGCUCUUCACCACCAAGAUAUAUAAAGCGCAGUCAGAAUGAGUCAGUCCUGUCUAUAUCACCUCCAUUUUUACGGCCCGAAGUUUCCGAGAAUCAGAUUGGCCUUAAAAUACUGGAUAAUGGUAUACAGAGUCCCCUUCAACACUACCAGUCUCGAAGCAGUCUCGAGUUGACAGAAUCUCAGUCCGCAGAUGCAGAGCCUCCACCACCGCCAAAACCUGACCUAAGUCGCUAUACAGGACUGAGAGGCCAGUUAAGCCUGGGGGAAAGAGAAGACAAUUCCCUAUUGACCACAGAGAGCCCACCUACUCCUACUAUGUAUAGAUUUCGCCCAGGCUUCAGCAGUGGAAGUGGAGGACCAGCGCCCAUUACAAAGCUUCCCCGUGUAGACAGCCUGCAGGACUCUCCUAUGCCAAACUCAGAUCUGUCUCGUCCCCCAAGUUCUCGCUCGGAGCCAAGUCUAGAACCAGACUCAUGCCAUGCACCACCAGCUCGGUCCUCCAGUCUGCGCUCUGCAGCAGGGACUUCUGCUCCACUUCCCUCUCUUCCAUCAGAAGGAACAACGUCCACCUCAUACAAAAGUCUAAAUCAGACACAGAAUGGAAGUCUGUCCUACCAGAGCCUACUGAGCCCUUCUGAUGAGACAGAGCCUGAAACAGCUGGAUACUCCUCACCGUAUCUAUCAGCUCGAGAACGCCUUCGCCCAGCCUGUCCUCCUCCAAUUGCCCCCCGUUAUGGCAAACCACGAAUCACUCACCAUCGUGUGGUGGACACAGAUGCAGCAGCUUUACCACUAUUGACAUUAAAAGAUGAGUCUCCUGUGAAGUCAGUGCACUCUCGCAGCAACGGCCAAGCUACUGUCUCCCCUCCAGUGAGCCCCUCUCGCCCAGGGGGUGUAAAGACUGUGUCAGGCGUGGGGGGAACUACAUACGAGAUAUCCGUAUGAGAGACUGAGAACUUCCGGACACACAGACGGUCAAAGUGACUAAACUUAUCAGUGUGAGCAUCAACAAUGGCCAAUGCUGGACCCCUCUGUGUGUGCCCCCCUUGUUUCCGUGGAGUUGCUUGUGGGAUCUUGUUUCUUUAAACUUUUACAAAUUUUCCCCAUUCACUUUUCAGCGUUUUCAGGGGGCAGAAGAUGAGCGCUCUGAUACAGAUACGUUUUAAUUGAGCUCCACUUGUCUCUUAUUGAUGAAAUGGUUAUUCCUUACUCCAUAUUCAUUUAGACUCUACUGCUGCCACCAGAGUGCCGCCAUGUCUUCUCUGGAAUGUUGCUUACGGUUACACCUGGUGAUUGCUUUCAGAUCGGAAGUCCUUCUUUUUCUUAGGCGUGGAAGUUGGGGUGCAUUUCUUUUUUUAAUAUUUUAUAUUUUUUUAUUUUCCUGUAUCUGAGAAGGAUCGUGAUCUGCACAAGUUUAUAAAUACAGAUGAAUAUAUGAUAUUAUUUUACAGCUGGGGAGCAGGCAAUAAAUACCCCUCCGCCUCCAAACAAGGGAGAAAUGAGGGAGGGUGCCUUCAUUUUUAUGAUUUCAUUUAAAAUAAAUAAAAUGAAGACCAAAUUGUUGAGACAUGUA
Molecule: messenger RNA, 2827 nt
Organism: Bufo gargarizans (Asiatic toad)
Lineage: Eukaryota; Metazoa; Chordata; Amphibia; Anura; Bufonidae
Gene: ZDHHC5
Product: zinc finger DHHC-type palmitoyltransferase 5
Exons: 12
Coding region: 520-2199 (559 amino acids)
Biological process (GO): protein palmitoylation
Molecular function (GO): palmitoyltransferase activity
Source: RefSeq, a predicted model, not a curated record